Messenger RNA from Musca vetustissima, 746 nucleotides. RefSeq lists its product as uncharacterized. Bases 1 to 741 code for a protein of 246 amino acids. The transcript is spliced from 2 exons. Gene Ontology annotation, cellular component: chitin-based extracellular matrix. NCBI's taxonomy places the organism in Eukaryota, Metazoa, Arthropoda, Insecta, Diptera, Muscidae. Gene Ontology annotation, molecular function: structural constituent of chitin-based larval cuticle. The record is from RefSeq and is a predicted model, not a curated record.
AUGUCCACCAUCUUCAUAUCUUUUCAGUUUAUUGCAUCCUGCUUGGCGUUGGCAUUCCGUGGUGCAGAUGCUCAGCAAUACACAACACCGGUGCCAAUUCUAAAACAAAUCAACAAACAUAAUUCCGAUGGUUCAUACACCUACGGUUAUGAAGCAGCCGAUAAGAGUUUUAAAAUCGAAACGAAAUAUCCAACCGGCGAGGUAUAUGGAAAAUAUGGUUAUAUUGACGAUCAGGGACAGCUAAGGGAAAUUGAGUAUGGAGCAAGUAAACGUGGAUUUGAGCCAGCUGGCAGUGAUAUAAAUGUUCCACCACCAACUCUGACAGCCAGUAAAUCAACACCAUUGGGACCAAAUGAGAUCGAUGAUGGCCAAUACCGCGAAGAUCCAGCUGAAUAUUACAAAGGACAGAAUUUCAAUCGGCCUGUAGCAGCCAGCAAAUUCAGUUUGAACAAUUUCCAACAGCAAAGGCCCCAGCCAGCUUAUAAUCCAGCACCAGCUCCAUAUAAUCCCGCACCUGCUCCAGCUCCAUAUAAUCCAGCACCAGCCUCAUAUAGACCACCAGCACCACAAUAUUAUAAUCCUCCAUCACCCCCACAGCAAUCGUACUACCGACCACAACCACCUCAGCCACAAUAUAAUCCCUAUAAUCCAAAUCCCAACCCCAGUCAUUUUCACCCCGCCGUAAAAAGUUUAGACAUUUGGAGUGGUUCUUACAGUUUGGAUUAUACGGGACGAAAAUAAAAAAA